UAGAACUAAUAGAACAAAGCGCCACCAUUAGUAAAUAGCUGGUGGCUGAACUGGAACGAAAACUUAUCAUGGCGACCACCACGGAAGUAGAAGAGGUUUAGAUAGCUUAGCUUUUUCACUCGUUUUAAAUAAACUACUUGAAUCACCUCUAGAAUAGUUCAGCCUUUACUGAGAUUUUAAAGAUGACCACAGAAACUGAAACAGAAGAACGAAUUCGGAACAGCUUUGGUGGUGUGCUGCCUAAGCAACCAAUUCCACGGAGUAUGGCACGUCUCACCCGUCAGGACAGGGCACACAGUGAUCCUAACUUAGCCAGAAGCUCAUUCCAAGGUCUUUCAAGUUUAUCCGUUAGCAAGCAAGAGAUUACAUUAGGACAUGGUGAUAGUCUUAUUGUUUAUUGGGACAUCAAAGAAGAUAUCUGUGCUACAGAUUGGAUUGGACUGUAUCAUUCUGAGGAGAUGAACCCAUCAAAUUUUAUUGACUUUCAAAACCGAGGAGUGACUGGAACCCGCAAAGGACAGAUGGUGUGGGACCUAGAUAGAAAUACAAACUUCCGAAAGGCUGUGACAAAGGUGUGCUAUAGGUAUUACCAUGGUAACUCAGGUGAACUACGCGCAGUCUCGCCCAUUAUAACUAUCUUCAAUCACGACGGGCGUAACGACAGCUUUGAUUCUAGCUCAGAUGAUUUAGAAGCAGAUGAUCACCUUUAUACAAUUACAGUAUCAAAAGUUUAUGCUGAGAAUCUAAAAAAGGGAAUGUUCUUCAACCCUGAUCCUUACGUAAAGUUGUCGGUGAAACCUGUACGCAAGAAAAGCCCGAAGCUAAACCAUCAUGAGCAGCAUUAUAGGACUGCAACCGCGCAGAAUACGGUCAUGCCAUCAUGGGAAAAUCAGACAUUUAAGUUGCAAGCACUUUUAACCGAUUCGAUUGAGUUUGAGGUGAAGGAUAAAUUUACAAAGAGUCGGCCUAUCAUCAGCCGUUUCCUUGGCAAAGUCACCAUGACUGUUGAAACCAUCUUACAACGAGUAGCAGAAAACAAUCAUUCUGUCCAUGUCAAUUUAAACAAGCAUCACCCCUCGGAUCCUAUCACCGGAACUCUUUCAUUCCACAUCCACUUAGAAGAAUCUGAAAAUGAUAUUAUUGUUCCAAAUGGUAAUCUAUCAAGAGCUUCUUCAACGAGAUCUGUUAGUCGUUCGGUAUCUGUACCACAACUCAUGCUACCUGUAUUCGACUCAGCUGGUAACAUCAGACCGAGAUCUCCAACGGCGCAAUCCCAUAAUGCUGCUCAUUCUAGUAGCGAGAAUCAUGAACAAGUAAAUCAUUCUCACCAUGAUAGGUCCAGUGACCCAUCAAGUAAUAGUGACCCGGAAGAGCCACUUACCCCGAAUACGCAACCGUCCACCAGUGAUGUAACACAUGAAGAAUUGUCACAUGCAGCCGGAGACUCUAGUAAGAGUCUGGCUGACGUUCAAAGCAUUGCUUGCAUCUCAUCACAUUAUCAGAUUGCAGGAAAUGCGAGUAAUAUCACUAAUGAAACAACCAGACCGAAUGUUGAUGAUUUGCCUCAAAGUGUUGACAGUGGAUCCAACGCAGGAAGUAAAGUAGGCUCGGAAGUUCUUCAGAGUAAUGCACCAGGCCACUUAGUGGAGACAACCACCAUUAGGAACGAGUCAACGAAAGGGUUUGAAACAACUACCCAGUCUACAGAUGAACAGUCACCCCCCUCACUUGAAGAGACAUCCUUGAUCCCUGGCGCUCUAGCUCAGAAUGACUCACAAAAAGAGAGGGUAGAGAGGGCAACUGAAGGUCAACCUACCGUACAUCCGACUAGUGCAGCAGAAAUAGAAAUGAGUACUGAUACAGAAAAUCCUCAAGGUCAACAUAAGCCAGACCAAAACAGUGAUUAUGAAAUGAGCAUAAACAAGAACCUAGAGAACUUAGAACUAAUGAAUGAUACAGUAAAAGAGGCUGUCAGCAAUGGAGAUGCAGAAAAUGUCAAAGACCAGCGUCAUCGUACAGAGAGCGACAUCAAAUUGCAACUGGAAAUCCAGGAAGAGAUCAGAAAAUUACGGAUGAGGUCCUGGAGUAAUCCAGCAGAAGGGAGCUCUUCACCAAGCCCGUCCACAGCUACUCCACAGGAAACGAAUUCUACCCCUGAGGCUUCCAAUGUUAAUGCUGCUGUAGCUAAGUCUGACUCUGGUCAAAAGGAUCCAUCACAAACAAUUGAGAACCCCAUAUUAGCAGCUAAAGCAUCAGAACAGAAUAAUAGACUAGAUACAACACCUAUACAAAAUGGUGCUCAUGAAACUGAAAAUCCAACCUCUACAAAUACCCAAGAGACUGUCAAUGAAGUUACUGGGCCAUCAAUGGAUAACACUGAUAUGGAACAGGCAACAACAUCCAAUAACAUGGCAUCUGCGAAACAGGAAAUGCAACGCAGACGGGCACAAAGGCAACACAGUAAAGAUUCCAUCUGGCAUCGUAGGCAGAACCAGCCUGCCAAGCCAAAAUUAACAGUGAAUAUUAAGACCGCCACAGAGGCACGUAAUGAAAGCGAUACCCCCACACCACUUCCAACACCCCAGAAAUUCACUUACCAGAGAUAUGAGGCCACCGGUGAUGAGGAGCCUUUACCAGGAAAUUGGGAAGCUAGAAUAGAUCAAUAUAACCGUGUAUUUUACAUCGAUCAUGUGAAUCGUACAACAACGUGGUCUAAACCAACCUUGAAUAAAGAAAGCAGAAGACAGCAACAAUCCACAGACUCUCAUCAAAGCAGACAACAGUUAGAAAGAAGAUAUCAGAGUUUCCGAAGGACAUUACAGGACCGAACUGAGAGGAGAUCCGCGAUUUCUGUUGUCGAGGAAACUCCGCAACCUUCUAACACAGAUCAAACUGAUUCGUCACGAACUGAAGAACCUCCGGCAGUGCCCACAAUUGCUUCUACCAAUGCCAAUAAAUCCGUAUUGGAAGCACCGGCAGUGCAGUUCAUUACCCGGCGGGAUUUUUUUAACUACCUCCAUGCAAACAAGCAAGCUUUUAAUAUGUACCAGAAGAAUUCCUCAUUAAAGCACAUGGUUAACAAAAUACGCAGGGAUAGAAACAAGUUUUCAGACUACCAACACAAUCGGGAUUUGGUUGCGCUUCUGAAUCUGUUUAGUGACAAACGAGCGGAGUUACCAAGGGGAUGGGAAAAGAAAAAAGACAAAUCUAGCAAGAAUUUCUUUAUAAACCACACGCAACGAACAACAACAUUUAUAGAUCCACGUCUUCCAGUGGAGCCAUCUGGAGAUGAUGGUGCUAAUCUUCUACACCUUCCACUGACGCAUCGGGAGAGGAGCCGCAGUGAGGGUGAAGAUGAUGUCAGGAGUACUGCUGCUAGGAUGAAUCCAGGGGCCUCAAACCAUUCUUCAGGUGUAGGUCCACCAGUACAACCAAGACCGAUUGAAACACUUAGUGGCUCAUCAUUAAGCUAUCCCCUGGAACAAAAACCACUAGCUUACAAUGAAAAGAUAGUUGCUUUUCUUAGACAGCCAAAUAUUUCAGAUAUUUUGAAGGAGAGGCAAGCAGAAUUAGCAUCAAAUCCAAAGUUAAGAGAUAAACUAUCACUUAUACGGCAGGAAGGAAUUGAUGCCUUACACCGUCUUAGUAACGACAUUGAGCUGAAUUUGUUGUUAAGUUUAUUUCAGGAUGAUAUUGAGACGUACACUCCAAUCGCCACUCUUCCGCACUCUUCUACUUUAGCGUCAUCGAUUCAAGAACCACGCCACACAUCUCCCAAAGGAUCACCUGUUGUACCCAGAGCCAAUGCAAGAGCUCCUGCUCCAUAUCGCAGGGACUUUGAUGCAAAACUUAGGAGUUUCUACAAGAAAUUGGAAAGCAAAGGAUACGGGCAAGGUCCAACCAAACUGAAAAUCACAAUAAGACGGGAACAUCUACUGGAAGAUGCCUUUGGAAAGAUUUCUGCAAUAACGCACAAGGAUAUUAGAAAGUGCAAAUUAUUUAUCUGUUUUGCUGGCGAGGAAGGACUUGAUUAUGGAGGUCCAUCACGAGAGUUCUUCUUCUUACUAUCAAGGCAACUCUUUAAUCCGUACUAUGGCUUGUUUGAGUAUUCCGCAAACGAUACGUAUACUGUUCAGAUCAGUCCUAUGUCCGCAUUUGUUGACAACCACAUGGAAUGGUUCCGCUUCUGUGGGCGAGUCAUCGGUCUUUCUAUAAUUCAUCAUUACCUUCUGGAUGCUUUCUUCACACGACCUUUCUACAAAGCAUUGUUAAAGCAACCCUGUACGCUGAGUGACCUGGAGUCUCUAGAUAGUGGCUUCCAUCAGAGUCUUUUAUGGAUGAAAGACAACGACAUCACAGAGGCAUUAGAUGAUCUCACUUUCACAGUGGAUGAGGAAGUCUUUGGUCAAGUUGUUGAGAGAGAGUUAAAAGCCAAUGGUAAAAACAUCCCAGUCACAGAAAAGAAUAAAAAAGAGUACAUAGAACGAAUGGUGAAGUGGAGGAUAGAACGAGGCGUAUCGGAACAAACAGAUACACUUGUACGAGGGUUCUAUGAAGUUGUUGAUUCCAGGCUGAUUUCAGUGUUUGAUGCACGUGAACUGGAGUUGGUAAUUGCUGGCACUGCAGAGAUUGAUAUCAUUGACUGGCGAAAAAACACAGAGUACAGAGGCGGAUACCAAGAUAGGCAUCAUGUGAUUGAGUGGUUUUGGAUGGCAGUGGACCGGUUUGAUAAUGAGAGACGGCUGCGUCUACUUCAGUUUGUCACUGGUACAUCUAGUAUACCUUAUGAAGGAUUUGCAGCCCUUCGUGGCAGCAAUGGACCCCGCAAGUUCUGUAUUGAGAAAUGGGGCAAAGCAACUAGCCUUCCAAGGGCUCACACAUGUUUUAACCGCCUUGAUCUUCCACCAUACACAUCAUACGCCAUGCUCUUAGAGAAGCUUGUCAUCGCAGUUGAAGAAACCAGCACGUUUAGUAUCGACUAGUUCUUACUGCAAGUGUGCACCCGAUCAAAUAGCAUAUUGUAUUCAAAACAUGCAUGGAAUUAUGCGAUUUCUGAGGGUUACUAGUAAGAGUUUGACGACAAUGAUGUCAUCUUGAGGCAUACUAAGCUCUACAUUCAUAUUUUGUAAUUUUUAACAUAAUUUGACAUUUGAAAUUGAACUAAGCAGCUAAUAUCUACCAAAACUGUAUUGAGUUCUUUAACUAAGAAUUAUUUGAACUAAUGCAACGUUUAACAUAACUACACAUGCACUUAAUUAUACCAACUAUCAUAGUGAUUAGCUCUAGUAUGUAUCAGAUAAGAAUAGCACCACCCUCAUCAUCCCUAUCAUCAUCAUUGUCAUCAUCAUCCUUCUUUAUCUUCUUUCCAUCCUCCUUUCCCUCUAUUUCAUCAUUAUCAUUAUUACCGUCAUAUUUUCGUCAUAUGAUCAUAUUCACACAUCAUCUUUAUCUUCCUCAUUGUCAUCAUUCUUAUCACUGUCAUCAUCUUCAUCAUUUUCAUCUUUAUCAUCUUCAUUAUCCAUAACACAUUGUAACAAAUCACAUUUUACUACCAUACAGCCAGAAGUCAUUUCAUACUGGAAAACCAAUUUAAUAUGGAAAAUAAUGUAUUGUCUAUUAUAUGAUAUACUGUAUUCAUUUAUUAAUCAGUUAAAAGAUAAGAUUUAUUUUUUGAAUGGAAUUUGUCUUUAUUAGUUAUUUAAUAUAUUGCCAAAUAACUUGUGUGGUAUAAUAACCAACAUCACAGGGUACUGAAAUGUCUUCUAAUAUUUAAACAAUCAGAAUUGUGAAAACUAGAGAUCAUAUAUUAUUACUUCAUAUGUAUAUAUAUCUGUACCACUACAUUUCUUUAACUUUACAAAUUUCUGCAACAUUACAGCACUUGUAUUACAACACUGUAGCAAUACAGUCUGUAAAUCUAACAUCACUGCAACACUACAGUAAUUUUGCUCUGUCAUCUGUGGCACUACAUUAUUGCGACGCUACAGUCAUACAACACAACAGUGAAACUACAUUAAGUCCACAACACAAGACAAGUACUACUGGUACUUGUAAUUGUAGCUGUCUACAGCAAUGUAGUAACACUAUGGUCUGUAGCACUAAAUUAAUGUGACAUCACAGUAACACGACAAUUACACUUCAAUCCCCUUACACCACUGUAACAUUACUAUGCUGUGGUGCUACAGUGGUUGUGGUCUUUGAGUAUAUAGUUUUCCUACAAAGGUCAGAUUGUUAUCUUGUAUAUUGUUAUCACUUUCUUUAAUUUGAAAUGAUUACAGAUAAAAUUGAUUAUAGCAAUCUUGCAUUUGAUAUCAUCAUCAUUUUAUAAUUAUCAAAAAAGUUACUUUAAUUGUAGCAUUGUAUAUAACCCCUCCCUUCCAUAUUUGCAUGAAAUUAUAAAAUUGAUAUGGAUUAUAGUAUCGUGAAAUUUGUUGUUAUAUCUACUCUUUGGCAGCCUGUAGAGGGCUGCAUCUGAUGUGGGUCUUUAUCUAUGCACAUGUUCAUUUUUGUAUUGUGUUAAUAAAAUUCUUUCAUAAUAAAAAUUAAAUUAAAAGCCCAAUAGAUAGGUGUUGAUAUAUUGAUUUAUAUUUAAUAUCCUGUAUUUAUAUUGUGUUGAAUUAAAUAUUUACCUGUAAAGUGCAUCUUAAGCUCAGUUUUUAAGUUAAGAUUUUCUGAAGACCACAUCAUUUGGUUACUGUAAUUUAGAAAUUAUUCAAUUCCUUAAAAUCCAAUUUAGUGGUUUAUUUUUUUAUAAUCAGAAGUAAGCACAUAUUUCAUUAGAAAUAAAAUAGUCUUGUAGAUGCAAACAGCUAACAGCAGCAUCAAAGUCCACAUUUGAUAUGUAAAUAUAGUUUAUAAAAGUAGACAAAUGAUAUGUUAGAUAUCCUUGAUUUCUAAAUAAUUAUAAAGAGUAUAGGCCAUCCUCUAACUAAAGACCCCUCCAAUUAAAGACCACAUUUCUGUAGUCCCAGAUUAACAAAUGUCUUUUAUCUUUAUUAUUAUUAUUAUUA
This is a messenger RNA of Anneissia japonica, 7010 nucleotides long. RefSeq names its product E3 ubiquitin-protein ligase HECW2-like. The transcript has 26 exons. Gene Ontology annotation, biological process: regulation of dendrite morphogenesis. The coding region runs from base 183 to 4982 and encodes 1599 amino acids. Lineage: Eukaryota; Metazoa; Echinodermata; Crinoidea; Comatulida; Comatulidae. The record is from RefSeq and is a predicted model, not a curated record. Gene Ontology annotation, molecular function: protein binding; ubiquitin-protein transferase activity.